AUGGAUGUCGAAGCUUGCGGGCCUAAAGAGUGGGAAGGGGAUUUUGGGUCCCCUCCAAGGCCAUGUGUUGUGGGUCCUCUUCUCUAUGGAAAAUUCCUUCUCGAGAUUUCAAAAUCCGUCCGUGAAAUGACCCAAGUUGUCAAUAACAAUCAAGGAAUUCUUUUCACAUGA
Molecule: messenger RNA, 171 nt
Organism: Dovyalis caffra
Lineage: Eukaryota; Viridiplantae; Streptophyta; Magnoliopsida; Malpighiales; Salicaceae
Source: the annotation of a GenBank genome assembly